This is a messenger RNA of Guillardia theta CCMP2712, 351 nucleotides long. RefSeq lists its product as hypothetical. The record is from RefSeq and is a predicted model, not a curated record. The transcript has a single exon. Lineage: Eukaryota; Cryptophyceae; Pyrenomonadales; Geminigeraceae. The coding region runs from base 1 to 351 and encodes 116 amino acids.
AUGGAUCAAAACCUAGAGCCAUGCCAGAACGAAACCGAAUGCAUCGAAACAUCGUCGUCACUCCCCUCAAUCCCGAUAAACAUCGCAGAUCAAAAGAACCUUGACAUGCAGACAAUAUUGAACUCCUCAAAGUCACACCACAACAACUGCAGCAUCGAAGCAUCGUGGCACGAAAUCAUCCUUGGAGAGACCUCACAACUCCCCGCAUUCAAAUCAGGCGGCCUCGGAAGACUCAUGGUGCGAGGCAAGUACGAGGUCUGGGUGUGCAGCUACAAAGAUCUCUGCGCCGAGCCGUUGAACCCCUUCUGCUACGCCUUCGACGAACAGAUGAAGCUGUUUGUGCCAUGGUAA